This is a messenger RNA of Cucurbita maxima (winter squash), 1302 nucleotides long. Its product is annotated as probable cysteine protease RD19B. The transcript has 4 exons. Lineage: Eukaryota; Viridiplantae; Streptophyta; Magnoliopsida; Cucurbitales; Cucurbitaceae. Gene Ontology annotation, molecular function: cysteine-type endopeptidase activity. The record is from RefSeq and is a predicted model, not a curated record. Gene Ontology annotation, cellular component: lysosome. The coding region runs from base 34 to 1158 and encodes 374 amino acids.
CACCGUGAAGCCCCUUGUAAUUUGUCUUCAAUCAUGGAUCGGAGUUUCUUGUUGUUUCCCGUCGUCAUCGCCGCCGCCGUCCUCUGCUCAUCGGAAUCUUUGGCCUCGACGUAUUCCGUCAGUCCGCUGAUUCGUCAAGUUAUUGACGACGGUGAAUCAAAUAAUCUCCCGCUCCAAGCGGAGCACCACUUUUUGCUCUUCAAGCGAAAAUUCGGAAAAUCGUAUGCUACCGAGGAAGAGCACAAUCGCAGGUUCAGGAUCUUCAGGGCUAAUAUGCGACGAGCGCUCCGCCAUCAGUCUUUUGAUCCAUCCGCUAUUCAUGGCGUCACUCAGUUCUCUGAUUUGACCGUUUCUGAGUUUCAGAAAACCUUUCUAGGGCUACGAGGUCAUCGUCUUAAACUUCCUCUACAUGCCAAUCAGGCUCCAAUUCUCCCUACGGAGAAUCUUCCGGGUGAUUUUGAUUGGAGAGAACGUGGUGCUGUAACUCCUGUGAAAAAUCAGGGAACUUGCGGAUCCUGCUGGAGUUUCAGUACAACCGGUGCCCUUGAAGGUGCUAAUUUCCUUGCCACAGGAGAACUUGUUAGCUUGAGCGAACAGCAGCUUGUAGAUUGUGAUCACGAGUGUGAUUCAGAGGAAGCUGGUUCCUGUGAUUCUGGUUGCAAUGGUGGCCUGAUGAAUAGUGCACUUGAAUACACACUAAAAGUUGGAGGUCUGAUGAGGGAGCAAGAUUAUCCCUACACUGGAACCGAUCGUGAAACCUGUAAAUUUGACAGGUCCAAGAUUGCUGCAUCAGUUGCCAAUUUCAGCGUUGUUUCACUUGAUGAGGAUCAAAUUGCUGCAAAUCUGGUGAAAAAUGGCCCGCUUGCAAUUGCUAUCAAUGCGGUGUUCAUGCAGACAUACAUAGGAGGAGUAUCAUGUCCAUUCAUAUGUUCAAAGCGGUUGGAUCAUGGAGUUUUGCUGGUGGGUUAUGGCUCAGCUGGGUAUGCUCCCAUCAGAAUGAGAGACAGGGACUAUUGGAUCAUCAAGAACUCUUGGGGUCCAAAUUGGGGAGAAAAUGGGUACUACAGAAUUUGCAAAGGUAGGAAUAUCUGUGGAGUUGAUUCCUUGGUGUCAACUGUUGCAGCAGUUCAUACUCCCAUUGCAGCACAAGCAGAGUAGAUGGGAGGAUCCAAGUUCAUGAAACUGUGAAUUCUCAAAGCUACGUUCAAGGCUGAUGCACUUAUUAUCAGCUACAGCCUAUGCAUAUAUGUUUGUUAUUACACCAAUAAACCCAACAAAAAAAAUAAGACACAAAGUUAAAGU